Molecule: messenger RNA, 2904 nt
Organism: Leishmania braziliensis MHOM/BR/75/M2904
Lineage: Eukaryota; Euglenozoa; Kinetoplastea; Trypanosomatida; Trypanosomatidae
Product: oxidoreductase-like protein
Exons: 1
Coding region: 1-2904 (967 amino acids)
Source: RefSeq, a predicted model, not a curated record
AUGGCAGAUCACAGGAAACAACCGCGUCAAAACAUGGUGGAGGACGAGACAGCGGCCGAGGCGCUAGUGGAGGGGGAGGAGGAGGUACCGCUGUGCCAGCACAAUGAAUACGACGUGACGCUGUCCCUAGAAGAUCGCGAAGCGAAGUGGGGCUUCUCCUUAAGCGAGCUGCAAUCCGCCGUGAAGGUUGUUCGGGUGCUGUUCUACAAUCCUGACCUCUACGUUGGCGACCCCUACCUCUCUGACAGCCGCCUCUACACAAUGAUCACCCGUGACCGGAAGACGAAACGCGAGAACCGCAACACUUUCAAGGCUAUCAUGAGUGAAGAGAAGAGUCGUCGCAAGCGCUACCUGCGCCAGCAAGAUAUCGAGGCGGUACGCCGCACUGCUAUGAAGCGUGAACGCGACGAGGCGCUGAGCGCGCUGCUUCUCACGGGCAGCGAAGAGGCCGGUAACCGUGUAGCACCGCUCCUGCUCGUUGAGCGGCCAAAAGUGUCCGAGCUAACCGGGAGUGAGCACGGUGAUGACGGCUUGAAGGAUGAAGCUGCAGGCGCCGCUUCUGCAGCUAAUGGCAAUGUGGAAUUUCAUGCGGGCAAUGUGAGCCUUUCUGCAGCGGAGAAGGAAGUGCUGCGGCUUGUCGGUGCCUUUGAGAACCUUCUGCGCCUAGAGCAAGCCCUACGCGGAGAACCGGUGGAGGGCUACGAAGGCGUCAGCGCAGCACCAGCAGCCACUGCGGCGAAUUCUUCCACUGCGCCGUCAUCAUCAGUGGCGUACCCACCCGUCACCGGCGGAGAGGGCGACCCGUUUGCGCCUAGCACGUCCUCCUGCACCAGUGUAAAGAAAUCGAGAAGGGAGGCAGAGGCGUCCACAACUGCCCCCACCGCAGAGCUGGACUGGCUCGUGAUCACGCAGCUCACCGCACAGGUGUACCGCUAUCUCCCGCACUCGUACGGCUCCCAGAUGCCGCCACCCUUCUUUGACGGCGCCGUGCCGGCAGACGCCGUCAACUCCCCUCUUGAGGUGCGCAGCUACGUUCGCGGCGUGAAAUGUGAUGUGGCGCGGCGUGCGGCGGCGCUGGUGCACCUCGCGGGUGAGAUGACACCGCAUAAUUUGCUGGCUACCACCGGAGGCACCGAGCCUGUGUCGCUUUGCUCUCUGUUUGCCUCGACGCACCGCGAUAUCAUUGUGCGCACCCCUCUUGCCGAGCUGCAGUCCAUUGAUGGUCUUCGUUCGUUGAUGGAGGGUGACCAGCCCAGCACAGCGUCCUCGCAGGUGAUGGCUGUGGUCGACGUGCCGCUGGACGACCUGCUACGGGCGCUCGAGCUGGUGCUGCUGGAAGGGGCUAGUGACAAGCGGUUCUGCCCAGUUCCCGCGGCCGCUGAGGGAGACUCAGAGCCGGAGAAAGAGCGCGCGCGCACGCAGCAGCUUUGCGUCGCCGAGCAGACGCUGCACUGCUUCAUCGCACGUCGCUUGUACGGCUCUGCCAAGGUGCGCGGCUGCGGCCCCUCGCCGGUACUGAUUCAGCGAAAUCCUCCUACCUCCUCCUCUGAGGAGCCGGACGGGUACUGCAUCUACGACGAUGUGCAGCGCUACGCUGUGGAGCUGCCCGAGGAUGACACGCAAUUGAAGCUGAGCAAGUUCAUUGGAUGCCACAUCUGCAAAGUGCGCUACAACCGCCUCCACCCGUACUACUACAGCAUGUGCCACCUCUGCGGCGAGUACAACUACAACAAGCGCCUCAUGGCGCGCGACUUGCGCGGAAGAACGGUGCUCCUCACGGGGUGCCGCAUCAAGAUCGGGUACGCAAUGGCGCUCUCGCUGCUUCGCUGCGGUGCCACGGUGCUCGGCACUACGCGCUUCAUCCACGAGGCAGUGGCACGCUUUCAGCAGGAGGUUGACUACAGGCUAUGGAAAGACCGCCUGCACCUUUUCUCACUCGAUCUGCGCGACAUGUGGGUCGUCACGCAGUUCUGCGCGUUUGUGCGGCAGAAGUACAGGAAACUGUUCGCCAUCAUCAACAACGCAGCGCAGACGAUUGCGCGGACGCCGCAGUACACGGAGCACCUUCGCAACAUUGAACUGAACCCGCCGGCUGCUCUGCAAACCAGCAUCCAGAACGAUGCGUGCGCCGCUGAGUGGCACAAUUUUUUCUGCCAUCACACAACCGUCACGGUGGGGCAGCCGCUAUCGAUUGAGUACCACCCGAGCCUGAAGCCCUUUCUCGACACGGAUCAAGCUGCUCGCCACGAGGAUGCGGGUGCGAAAAGAAGCAAUAAUAGCGCAGGACCGCAGCCUGGCAUCGCCGCGAGCGAGAUGCCACUGUUGGUGGACAACAACGUGGCGGCCUUGCAUGUGGCGUGCGACCGUACCCUUAUCUUUGACCGCUACGACACGCAAGCGGAGGAGAGCGACCACCGUGAGAAGAACUCGUGGGUGAUGAACCUCGCUGAGGUGCAGGGUAGCGAGGCGGCCGAGGUGAUGGCCAUCAACGCCCUCUCCCCUUUUAUUCUCAAUGGUCGCCUCAAGGUGUGCCUGACAGACCACCAGGGCGAUGCCGUGCCGAACGAGCCACGCUUCAUAAUCAACGUCUCGGCGAUGGAGGGACAGUUUUACCGAUUCAAGCAGACGACGCACCCGCACACAAAUAUGGCCAAGGCGGCGCUGAACAUGAUGACGCGCACGAGCGGCGAUGACUACGCAGCGGCCGGAAUCUACAUGAACUCGGUAGACACCGGUUGGAUUACGGAUGAGUCUCCAAAGCUGAAGAAGGAUCGACGGACAGAGCAAUUUAUGCUGUGCCCGCUCGACGAGGUGGAUGCGGCGGCACGAUGCCUGGACCUCAUCUUCACAAACAGCCGUGUGUAUGGCAUGUUCUACAAGGACUUCAAGGAGAUUGUAUGGUAG